CGUUUCUGUAUGAAGUGUAUCUGUGGAGUAAUAGAAUGUAAACAUCGACAGCUGAUGCUUAAAGUGAAAAACAACUAAGUUUUAUUUUCAAGACUUUGUAACUUUAUUCAUGAAUUUUGUGGUAAACAAGAGAAGGGAGCGAUGCAUGGAGCACGACGAGUUGCAACUUUCUGCUUAUUGACAGCAGUCCUUCCAACCGUCCUCCUUGUUAUACCCCUGUACCUGCGUCACAGUGUUUUCUCAGACAGAAUGUUUGAAGUUGCUGAGGAUGAAAUUCUGGUUCUUGAAACGGUAGAGGGAAUAUCUACUGUGUUCUGCCAGGGCCAUUCUUUGAAGAUGAAUUCCACCUUUAAUGCUUUUCAGCUCAGGACUGUUCCUGAGAUUGGUACUAAAAUGAAGUCUUCAAAAAUAAUAAAAAAAUUCUCACUUCAUGAUGAUACUUGGGAAUAUUGGGGUUUCUUUUUGCCAAAAGGAUCUGCUAUAAAUGUAACACUUUGCUCAAGCAACCCUGGAGCACGAAUGUUGAUUGUCAAGGGAGACAAAACUCUCAAGAAAUGCGACCUGAUUGACCAAGGUGUUCGAAAGGUGUCCGAUAGAAUUCUUGUAGACAGGUUCUAUAAUAAAGGGAUCACUGUGUAUGAGAUUAACAAACAGCAACAAAGUCUUACAGAGAAAGGACGCAGUGUUCCACAGCAUGAUACUCAUAUCCAAGGUAUGUCAGAACAGUCUGCUGAACAGUUUGAAGGAGAAGAUGAAACAGACGAUGGAGGUGAUUAUCCGCUCUCAUUUUCAAAGGGAACGAACAGAGUAAUUCUUCCUGUACUGCCCAAACAACUGAAGCAAAAUAUUGAAAAAAUCCCAGAUUUGGAUGAAGUGAAACAGAGUGAUACAGGGAACACUGAUGAUGAUAGUUUGGGUGCUGAAGAAGUUCAGGCAUUAGAGGUGAUCAGAUCUCAUUUACAGAAACAUGCAAAUGAUUCCUUGUAUUUAACUAGUUUGAAUCAAAGUAAUGACACAAGUGCUAAUUCAUCAAGAAAAAUGCGACAUGCCAAAAGUAGAGCUCGAAAUAUCAGACGCAAAGAAGUGAGUGUUUCUGGUGAUGAAGGACAGUACCAAAGACAGCGGAGGGAUGUCCAUGCGUUGGAUGGAGGUAUGGCUCAUGGUGGCACUGCUGCUAAUUACACAGAACCAGAAGAUGAUGUGGAGUCAUCAGAGUCAAGCUUUGAAAAUGAACUGCUGCGUUGUUACGGGAAACACACUGUAUUUGAGCAUGACCUUGUACCGUCUCAGAAUUGUACAAAAGGUGCCAGUAAUAUGACAUAUACAACAAUCGUAGACUAUAAGGUACAAGAAGAUGGCUACUACCAUUACAUAUUUUAUAGUGAUAAUGAUUUUGUUGAUAAUACUAUUAAUGCAGUAUUUGAAAUGUUUAAACCUAGAUUCAAGUACACUAAUUACACUCAUGCUUGUAUAAAUCAAACUGAAUGCAACUUUGAUUUAUCCUUUUGGUCAAAUGAAGUGGUAAUACUGGAAAUGCCUCAUUACAGUGCCAUUGAGACUGAACGAAAAUUGCAUUUGAUUUCCAGCUGUUACCCUCGAAUGGCAGUGUAUAUAGUAUUUCCAAUUUCUGUCUUGUUCUUGAUAUUAGGUUGCGCUUUCCUGUGAAUGGAUAUGUGGCCUAUCUUGUACACUAUAAUAAUGUCCUUGGACAACAGACUAGAAAUUGGUCUGGAGUGCUGUCAUUAUGCAACUCACUUUCAUGUAACAUAGUAUGGAUUUAAUAAGAGCUUAAGUUGUGAUUCUUAGGUUUUGCGAUCUGCUUAUAAGUUUUUCAUUAUUUUACUGCAUACUUGGAUAUCUAAGUUAACAGAAAUUAGAAGCUCAGGUGAAAGUAGUUGCAGCAGAUUUUCACAUUACGGACAAAGUCCCAAAACAGCAAUUAAAGCAUAGAAAGGCGAACCAACUAUAAAUUAUGGACAUCCAGUUAUAAAAGGGAAACAAAAGUAAAGAAUAACAGUUGAAAUCACUAUGAGCAUCAGCUUUCCCCACCUCCUUUCUCUCUCUCUCUCUCUCUCUCUCUCUCUCUCUCUCUCUCUCUCUCUCUCUCGCUCACUCGCAGUAUGCCAAAGUGCUUGUUCCUCAGUCUUUUAGUGUAUUGAGCCUUGUAAGUGAUGGGUUGGUAGGCUGGCCCACCAGUUCUACAAUUUGAGGCCUCUGAUCUGGUGUAUUGUGUUUAGCAGACCAUAAGGGCCUGACUGAUUCGUGCUUAUGUAGGUUAUUUGAAUAGAAUGUCAAUACAAACUUCUGUUCUCAGCCACCUGCCCUCUAAACCUGCAACGGUGGUGAAGUAAUAAUAUACUGCUCUGAUAUUUGGAAAGAAUUGGGCCUGAGUCCUAAAGUGAGCGUCUUAGCUGUACCAAGCAAGAUGGCCCUUUCGUCAGCUUUCUGGACUCGCAUUCAGGAGGACAGUGGUUCUCAUCUGUGUCCAACCAUCCAGAUUUAGGUUUUCCGUAUUUUCCCAAAAUGCUCCAGGUAAAUUCCACCAUGGUUCACUUGAAAGGGCAUGGCUGAUUUCCUUCUCCAUCCUUGAAACAUUUCGAGCAGGUGCUCUGUCUCUAAUGGUGUCAACUGGAUGUUAAACGCAAAUCUUCCUUCCUUCCUUCAUCCUAGUUCUAGCUGUUACAAUUUGCCUCAUUCUACCAAAAUAAAUGUCAGAAUUUCUUAAACUAAACCACAGCUAACUAUGUCUCUCAUUUCUGUCAAAACUGGACGAGUGUUUGCCGGCCAUUGUGGCUGAGCAGUUCUAGGUGCUUCUGUCUGGAACCGCACGACCGCUACGGCUGCAGGUUCAAAUCCUGCCUCGGGCGUGGAUGUGUGUGAUGUCCUUAGGUUAGUUAGGUUUAAGUAGUUCUAAGUUCUAGGGGACUGAUAACCUCAGAUGUUAAGUCCCAUAGUGCUCAGAGCCAUUUGAACCAUUUUUUGGACUAAUAUCAUCAUUUUAAAAAAUAUGCAAAAAUGAAUUGUAAGUCUCAUCAUGUACAAGAAUAUGACUAGCUAUGAAAAAGUAUAAGCUCUUUCAUUUGCAUCUCACAUCGCAUUUCCUUCCCACUGCCCAUCACUUGUAACUACUAUCAUCUAUUAUUGGGUAGUAAAAAUAAGCACUUGGAUAGCUUGUCAACACAAUGCUGUUCAUUAAACGUUUCAAAACUAUUUUGCUACACUCACUGUAUCUCAUCACCUUUCAAAACAAGUCAUAAACCAUUUUUUUCUAAAUGUCUUUUGGCAGAUAAACUUGAUCAUCACAUUCAUGAAGGAUCUUUUCAUCUACAGAAUAUUACCAUUCUAUCAGCUGAAACUUCAGUUGCGAAACAAGGCAGAUUCACAUGGGACAAGUUCAUAUCUGUAGGUGGACCACAUGUGUUUCCAUUGUCAGCAUGGUGCUAAA
Schistocerca cancellata (South American locust) is the source of this 3445-nucleotide messenger RNA. RefSeq lists its product as uncharacterized. The coding region runs from base 142 to 1665 and encodes 507 amino acids. NCBI's taxonomy places the organism in Eukaryota, Metazoa, Arthropoda, Insecta, Orthoptera, Acrididae. The transcript has 4 exons. The record is from RefSeq and is a predicted model, not a curated record.